UUUUUUUUUCUUUUUUUUUCUUUUUUUCUUUUUUAUAAUUUAACGUGAUAAAAAUGCAGUGUUUUUAUAACUUUAAAAAGGACACGUCUGAAAAACAAAUCAUAGUUUUAAAACCAAAUUAUGAGUUUUUAAUGUGGAAACUCCAAAUUAACACCCCAAAAAAUAUGAACAAUAUUAUGAACCCACUCUCUCUCUUUUACGAUCAUUAUGCAGAAGCAACGAAGAAUUACUCACAAAAAAAAUCUAUUGAAAAAUUUAAGUCAGAAAUUAUCAAGGCUUGGAAUAAUGCAGAUAGAGAAGUUCGUAUAAAAUACAAUGAACUUGCUUCACUGCUUUUUAAUGCAAUGCAAAUUAAUAAUUUAGGGAUGAAUUUUGCUAUGAAAGUCUAUUUCAAACCUGAAAUUGAAAUCUUUUUUGAUAAAAGAAUAAAUACAUCAAAGACUCUUUUGAAUUUGCCGAAAAAGCAAAAAGUUUAUUUAAUUUUGUGUGAAGUAAUUUCGGAUACAAAAUCAGUAUUUAUAAAAUUAUUAAUUCAAUAGAUUAAUUAAUAUGUUUAAAUUU
Molecule: messenger RNA, 561 nt
Organism: Rhizophagus irregularis DAOM 181602=DAOM 197198
Lineage: Eukaryota; Fungi; Glomeromycota; Glomeromycetes; Glomerales; Glomeraceae
Source: RefSeq, a predicted model, not a curated record